Molecule: messenger RNA, 2858 nt
Organism: Suillus bovinus
Lineage: Eukaryota; Fungi; Basidiomycota; Agaricomycetes; Boletales; Suillaceae
Product: Rgp1-domain-containing protein
Exons: 7
Coding region: 207-2717 (836 amino acids)
Biological process (GO): retrograde transport, endosome to Golgi
Cellular component (GO): Ric1-Rgp1 guanyl-nucleotide exchange factor complex; Golgi membrane
Source: RefSeq, a predicted model, not a curated record
UGACAACGCCGUGUGCGAGUGCAGGCUACACAGUACACUGACACCAGACAUCGCGUGAAUCAAGAGCUCGCCUGGGAUGAGUUCUCAUACGUGUGGAAGCUUGAGAAUAGCCUAGCGUGUUUUCUUUCCCUCGUUCAUAUCAUUCACAUCAUUAAGCUUUUUAAAUAAAGCCAGGACAGGCUUGAGCAGCUACCAGUAACACAACCAUGGACUCGGACACAGCAGACUCCAUCAAAGUCAAAGUAUCCCCAACUCAAAGCGCAUACUUUGCAGGCGAACCGUUCAGCGUCGCAAUCACAUUCACCAAUACUCGUAUACCUUCUCCACACAACACACCAGUACCUGGGCCAGCAUCCGCACCAGUCCAGAAAUCACAUAAACGAAAUGCCCAUUCUAUAAGUUCUGCACCCCUCGCCAGGCCUCCUACCUCUCCCGGUUUGAGCCCACGUCCACCAGAUUUCAUCAAAGCGCUUGGUGUUGGAAUUGGCGAAGAGGGAAGAAAAGGAUUGAUCGGGAAUGGAGCCACCGAUGGCAAAGGGAAAGGUAAGGAAGUGCUCGAAGCCAGCCGUAGUGCAUUGGAGAAGGUCAAGCGCGGUGAAGAGUAUGUACAAGCUUAUGACGUAGAUUCAGUAACACCACGCACGACCUUCCCUAUCCCUCAACACCACCCACAUGCACGCAAACAAUCAGUGUUAGACGGUCACAUCCAGAUAAACGAAGUAGUACAACCCCCGACCAGCACACUCGACACAAUCGCAGAAGCACCCACCCACUCAUAUCCCCCUCGUAAACCAUCACUCCAGGCACUCGGGCACGGCCAUCCUCAUUCAACCACCAAACCUGUCCCAAAAAACACAAUCCUCCUCCUCUACUCAUAUGCUCAACUCUCAGGAACAGCACAUAUCCUCCCUCAAACUACACCAGCAGCCCUAUCCAACCUCCGCGCGCAUCUCCUCAAAAAACCUGUAUUGGGCGGCGGAAGCAUGGAUAUUGCCAGUACCCGCAGGCCCCAUUCGCGUUCUGCGAGUCUUACAGGUUCCCUAUUCAGUCUAUUAAGUCCUUCCAGCUAUACUCCUACACUCGGGAGAUCAAGAGCCCCUUCCCUCAGCUCCCAAAGUGAUACAUCUGCUGCGAAUGUUGGUCUGGGUUUAGGAUCGAAUGUCGGAGCAGCGAACCCCGUGGAAGAAGGCGAAGAAGAGAUGCCACUCCCUGUAUUCGAAGUACAACCUGCCAUGCUGGCUGUUGAUCUCGCCUUGAGUCCUGGAGAAAGUAGGACUUACACAUACACCCUUCCCCUACCAUCCACCCUCCCUCCUACAUUCAAAGGUCGCAUGAUCAGCUUCUCGUACGAACUUGUAGUUGGCACGUGCCGGAGAGCUGAUAGCGGCGAAGGCACCACCACUUCCGUCGGCGUGACCGUGAGCAAGGUAAUGAAAGUCCCUAUCAGGGUGUAUAAUUGGGUCAGCGUCAGCAGACCACAACGCCCCUACGACCUCCUCCUCCCUGUGCGUAAACACGAGGGUGAAAAAGUCAUUGAUCUAAGCAGCGCAUGUGGAGAUUCAAAGAAAGACUUGUCCCCUUCCUCGUCGAAGUCCUCACCGACUACAACACCCGAUGGCUCCCUUGACGAUCUCCGCGCCUACGGGGAGAGGCUACUCGAGACGUUCCCUGCGGAGGGGUCGUCGGGUGUGAGGAUUAAAGAGCCUGCUGAGAGCGUGCCUGAAAGUGUACCUUCUUCCUCCGGGCUUGCUUCCGGGAGUAAAGUAACUUCGGACCCUCUCAGAGCAUUCGAAAGAGAACGCGAAAGAGAGCUAGAGGGAGGAGAAGGAGAACUAACAGGGUGUCGAGAAGCUGUCGAGAUUUUAACCCGAAAUCCCAAGAAAGUCUCAUACGACGUGACAAAAGACGGUGUCAAAGUCGCUGUUCUUACAUUUACGAAGAGUGCCUAUAGGCUCGGGGAGACAGUCUUAGGCAUUGUAGAAAUUAAUGAGCGAGAAGGACGGGGAAAAGUGAUUUCUUUGAGCGCAACGCUAGAAACAAACGAGAGCCUCCCAGCCUCUCUAGGAAGCACAAACCCAAACACGAGUGCAAGUACUACGCGGCGCGUUCACGCAGAACACCACGCCUCAUUCACAGGCAGCACCCUUCGCACCACAUUUUCACUGGAUAUACCCAGCGACGCAUGUCCCACAUUCGGAAUCGUCCUAUCAUCUCCUCCCUUGCUUGGGAACGGGUCCACAUCUGGGAACAGUACUGGGAACGGAACGGGUGCUGAGGCUGGACCUGGGAAGGCAGGGGGAUUAACCUGGAAAGUGCAUCUGACCCUACUUGUGGGCGUGACAGCACCAAACGCACGGGUGCGUGGGUUGACGAGGGAUGGUGCGUCUACUGCAUGGGGAAGUGCUUGGCGUGCGCCUGUGGGGAUCGCUCCUGAACAACAAGAGCCUGGGAGCGCUGUGAAAGAGGUGGGUAAACAAGUGCAGCAGCAGAGCUGGACUUCAUACCUCGUGCACUCGUUCCUGGGGACUGGGGAGAAGGAGUAUCAUGAUGGAGAUAUUGAUGAGGAGGAGGUUCCUGCUGAAAAGGGAAAAGGGGAGGAGGAGGAGGAGGGUGAUUGGAGAGAUGUACAGGUUGAGAUCGUGGAGUGUGAAGUGCCAGUGGUUGUUUGGCCUGGUAACACGGCGUUCAGCGCUGUAGAUGUUGUGUUCGAGGUUUGAUCUAGCCUGAGACUGGAUCGAGAUCCGUGAUCUAGAUUCCGCGGAAGGAUCCGUGAGCGCCGGAUAUUUAUCGAAUUUUUUUUGAAUGAUAUUAUAUUUUAAUUACAAAAAUGUUGAUCGAGGCUUCAAGCCUUCGCUUUU